Penicillium odoratum is the source of this 1632-nucleotide messenger RNA. RefSeq lists its product as uncharacterized. The record is from RefSeq and is a predicted model, not a curated record. The coding region runs from base 1 to 1632 and encodes 543 amino acids. Gene Ontology annotation, cellular component: nucleus. Gene Ontology annotation, biological process: mRNA splicing, via spliceosome. The transcript is spliced from 2 exons. Lineage: Eukaryota; Fungi; Ascomycota; Eurotiomycetes; Eurotiales; Aspergillaceae.
AUGAACAACGAGCAGUUCCGGCGGCUGUUAGCCGACACUUCAUCCUCAAACAAGUCUGGAGAAAUAUCGUCGUUCUCGUCCCGAAAUGCAGCCCCCGGCAGCGCAACACCAGGCGGCGGGCUACUCGGCUCGCGAAUGCGAUCCAGCAUUCCCAUGACCCCGCGCGCCGUAACUGGUGUCGAUUUUGCCCGCCAACUCGCAGAACAGCGUCGCGAAGGAGGCGACCGACCCACCAAACGAUUCAAAUCCUCCGCCGCCCCAAAAGGCUCCAAGCUACCAACAGGAUAUCAAGACCGGGCCCAGCUGCGCAAUGAAACAGCCGACGAAGAUGACCUGACAAAGCGCAUCAAGGCGCUAGAGGACAUGGUGAAACUUGGCCAAAUCGACCAGGCCACAUUCGAGAAGCUGCAAAAGGAACUUGGGGUCGGUGGUGACACUGGGAGCACACAUAUGGUCAAGGGUCUGGACUGGGCUUUGCUUCGCCGAGCGAGAGCUGGUGAGGAUGUCUCACAAGCACCUGCGAAGCCUGAACCAGCACCAGCGGACGAUGAGCUUGUCGGCGAAGAUGCCGAGGAGGCGUUUGAGCGCUUGAUGGAGGAGAAGGCAUUGGAGGAGGUUCAGGCUGCGCCAAAAGAGCAGAAGGAGAAGAAGAAGGGCAUGAUGGCGCCUCCUCCGGCGCGGAAGAAAACGAGAGAUGAGAUUCUUCAAGAGUUGAGGAGUAAGCGGGCUGCUGCGAGUGUGCCUGCUCCGCCGCCCGAGUCAGUGCUGGGAGCUAAGUUCAAGAAGCUUGGGGAUGGAAAACCGGAGAAGAAGCGGUUUAUCGAGACAGAUGCGAGUGGGAGAAGGAGGGAGGUUUUGCUUAUCACUGAUGCGGAGGGUAAGACGAAGCGGAAAACGCGGUGGAUUGAUAAGCCUGGUGAAUAUGUUAAGCCUGAUACGAUGCCCAUGCCUGAUAAAGAUGCCAAGCCGCUUGGUAUGGAGGUUCCGGCUGAGAUCGCGGCUAAGAUUGCUGCUGCUGCUGCCCAGGAGAAGGAGGAUGAUGGUGAUAUUUUUGCGGAUGUUGGUGCGGACUACAAUCCCCUUGCUGGUAUCGAGGACGAAGAUGAUUCCUCAUCUGAUGAAGAAGGGGAGACGAAAGAUUCGGUCAAGGCAGCUCGAGAAGAGAAGAGGAUCCCGGCCGAAGAGGAUCAGAAACCUGGCGCUGGAGUACCUUCCAAACCUCGUAACUACUUUGCCACAGAUUCUUCUACGGCUGUUGAGGAGGAGCCGGAGGACCGGUCUAAUCCUCUCACGAGGGAUCCGACUAUUCUUGCUGCACUCAAGCGAGCAGCUGCUCUUCGGCAGGCCUCGCCGUCUGCUGAAGAAGGCGAGUCUGCCGAGUCCUCCCUGCGGCAGAAGAAGUUCCUUGAGGAAGCCAGACGACGAGCUGCCUUGGAUGAUGCGGAUAUGGAUCUUGGGUUUGGGGGUAGUCGAAACGAGGACGAUGAAGAUGAGGACGCUGUGCUGCUGGACUUCGAGGAUCAGGGUGCCAAGAAGCGGAAGCGUGGACCCAAAAAGAGGAAAGGUGAUAAGGACAGUGUGGAUGAUGUGAUGCGUGUGCUGCAGGGACGCCAGAAGGAGUCAACUUCAUGA